AUGUCGGCCUCUCCUUCAAAGGAACAUGAUCUUGACCCGGAGACGCAAUCGGGAGAAGAGCAAGACAAGGAUCACCAUGACGCGCAGGGACACCAAGGCGAGUUUGAGGUGAAGGAACAAGAUCGGUGGCUUCCAAUUGCCAAUGUGGCUCGUAUAAUGAAGCUUGCGCUUCCCGACAAUGCGAAAAUCGCAAAAGAAGCCAAGGAAUGCAUGCAGGAAUGUGUGAGCGAGUACAUCUCAUUUAUCACGAGUGAAGCCUCGGAGAAAUGCCAGCAGGAGAAGCGCAAAACAGUCAACGGCGAAGAUAUCCUAUUCGCUAUGACCUCGCUUGGCUUUGAGAAUUACGCUGAAGCUCUCAAGAUCUACCUAUCCAAAUAUCGUGAGACCCAAUCUGCCCGCGGCGACAACCAGAGACCCCCAAGUGCUGGGUAUGGAGCCGGAGCUGGAGGACCGGUUGGUGGCCAGGGCGGAAGCGGAUCUGGGCUAGCUCGUCCAACGGGGUUUCCUAAUGCGGAAGGCGCAAAUGCGAUGUCGAACCUCAACCUUGACCCGUCCGAGCAAGACGCCUCUGCCUACGGCUAUCCGCCCAUAGUUGGCCAGUCUCACAACGGCGCAGCCGGCGAGUCAUACUAG
Molecule: messenger RNA, 633 nt
Organism: Penicillium vulpinum
Lineage: Eukaryota; Fungi; Ascomycota; Eurotiomycetes; Eurotiales; Aspergillaceae
Product: nuclear transcription factor Y subunit beta
Exons: 1
Coding region: 1-633 (210 amino acids)
Biological process (GO): regulation of transcription by RNA polymerase II
Cellular component (GO): CCAAT-binding factor complex; nucleus
Molecular function (GO): RNA polymerase II cis-regulatory region sequence-specific DNA binding; DNA-binding transcription activator activity, RNA polymerase II-specific; protein heterodimerization activity
Source: RefSeq, a predicted model, not a curated record